AUGAAAACAUUUUCUAGUAAAAAAGAACUAUUGCUAAAAAAGGAUGUUAUAUUUGCAGGCCGUUGGGACGGACGAAGGAAUCGGCCGGUGCCCGACGCGGUGUGGUUGGAGCAACAUCGCCGCGCUUUGCCCUUCGUGCUCAAGAGAGAAAACGAACGGGCGCCCGCGCCGAGACUCAUAAAGCUCGGCGAGGGCGUCGAGAUCCGCGAGGACCUGCUGAGGGGCGUCAAGUGGGGGGACUACAGAAAGGUGACGCGCGGGCUGGCGGCGGCGCUGUUCUCGCCGAUCGAGCUGGCCACGUGCUCGGUGACGGGGCAGCGCUGGUCGCGCGCGGGGCAGGAGGCGCGCCCCACCAAGCCGCCGCUGGACCGCCGCCGCGUGCACGCGCUCAUCUCCUACGUCAGCCGCCACUUCCCCGACGUCGAGGUGAGCCGCAUCAAGCAAGUGCUCGCCUACAAGUGCAAGGAGAACUGCGCCGCGCUCAGGAUGCGGACGGCCAGCGAGUCGAGCAACUACCUGCUGAGCGCGGCGGGGCGCGCGCCGUGCGACGACGCGCCCGCGCUCGCGCCGCCCGCCGCCCGCGCCUCCUACUCCACCUUCGAGACAUCAAAAGGGGGCGGAUCGGGCGCGGGCGGCAGCGGCGCGGGAGGCGCACGUCCCAUGCUGCUCUCCAGGCUGCUCUUCCUCCCCAGCCCCAAGCUCCCCAACCCCACGCACAUGUUGUGGACGUAG
Messenger RNA from Zerene cesonia (dogface butterfly), 732 nucleotides. RefSeq lists its product as uncharacterized. The transcript has 6 exons. Lineage: Eukaryota; Metazoa; Arthropoda; Insecta; Lepidoptera; Pieridae. The record is from RefSeq and is a predicted model, not a curated record. Gene Ontology annotation, molecular function: DNA binding. Bases 1 to 732 code for a protein of 243 amino acids.